UUUUUUUUUUUUUUUUCAGGUGUUUACUUGUGUGCCUGUCAUAUAGUUCCAAUAUGGGCCCUAUGGGAGAUUCUUUUGCAGGUCUCAUCAAUGAAAUGAGUGAAGGAGAUCUACCAAAUUUGAUUUUGAGGGUACUUGACCUUCUCUCUCAUCAAGUUUCACCCAGCAUCAUCCAGACAGACAAGGUGCUUGUGACACUGGUGUUCAAGUCAACCCAAUAUCAGACUGAAGAAGUGCAUCUUCAAUUGUCAGAGCUGGCACAAUUCUUCAAAAAGGCAAUAUUUGUUGUGAUGAAACCAUCAGCACUGGAGGAGGAUUUGAGAGGAAAGGGUGUUGAUGAGAAAAGAGCAAAACUGAUAUCCAACCUUUGGAAUGAAAAGGCCCAUAUCUACAUCUUACCCCUCAAAAAUGUGUCAACUGCAAGUAAACAGCUUGAGGAUGUGAGACAUGAGUUGAGGGUUACAUCAGCAACCAAUCUUCAAAGUCAAGUGCUUGCCCCCUGUGCAAUUUUAGAAUUCAAUCUUAGGAAUUCAGAGCAGGGUGAGAAAUUCCAUGUCCAGUUCUCCCAUGAAGAACUAUUCAGCUUGUAUAAUCAAUUGGAGAGAAUGCAGGAACAUUUGGACAAGUUAUAUUGAGCCAUCAAUUGCAGAAAUGGUCUAUGAGGUAUGGUGAUGGCCAAUGGAUUGGGAUUAGAACCUGGCCAAAAAUUUUCCUCAUUCCAUAAUGCUACUAUUGUGAUAUCUAAGUUUAAAAUCUAAAUCUUUAUUCAUCUAUAAUAAAGUGUAUGAUAUCCAUAAUGAA
This is a messenger RNA of Darwinula stevensoni, 801 nucleotides long. NCBI's taxonomy places the organism in Eukaryota, Metazoa, Arthropoda, Ostracoda, Podocopida, Darwinulidae. The record is from the annotation of a GenBank genome assembly.